CAUCAGCAAUGAGCCGCUUUUCUGGAGAAAAUGCAGUUCCGAAUGCCAAACGGACUGGCUUCCCUCAUCGAAGCUGCCGUUCAAACGCGCUCCGUCGCCGCCGGUCGAGCUACCCACGGCCAAAUAGUAAAGACCCUGACCAAUCCCUUACCUUCAUUCAUCUCCAACCAUCUAAUCAACAUGUACUCAAAGCUCGACCUUCCAAACUCUGCUUUACUCGUCCUCACUCUCACUCCUUCCCGCUCCGUCGUCUCCUGGACAGCCCUCAUCGCCGGUUCUGUUCAGAACGGUGGGUUUUCCACCGCCUUACUCCGGUUCAUCGAUAUGCUACGGGAAGGUAUACAGCCUAAUGAUUUCACUUUCCCCUGCGCAUUCAAGGCUUCUGGGUCACUUCGGAUACCGCAAUCUGGAAAACAGGUUCAUGGGUUAGCUAUUAAAAUGGGUUUAUUAUAUGAUGUAUUUGUUGGAUGCAGUGCUUUUGAUAUGUAUUCGAAAACGGGUUUGAUUGAUGAUGCUCUUAAGAUGUUCGACGAAAUGCCUGAUAGAAAUUUAGCUACUUGGAAUGCUUAUAUUUCAAACUCUGUUCUUUGUGGACGACCGAGAAAUGCUAUAUUGGGUUUUAUUGAGUUAAGACGUAUUGGUGGAGAACCGAAUUCCAUUACUUUUUGUGCAUUCCUCAAUGCUUGUUCGGAUGGUUUGUAUUUGCAACUCGGCCAGCAGUUGCACGGAUUCGUUAUUCGAUACGGGUACGAAUCCGAUGUCUCCGUUUCGAAUGGGAUGAUUGAUUUCUACGGAAAAUGCAGCCAAUUCGCCUCUUCGGAGAAGAUUUUCGCGCGAAUUUCCGAGCCGAACGAUGUCUCGUGGUGCUCGAUGAUGGUCGUGUACGAGCAGAACGACGAGAGCGAGAAGGCUUGCGGGUUUUUCAUUGAAGCGAGAAAAGAAGGAAUUAAACCGACGGAUUUCAUGGUUUCGAGCGUCUUGAGUGCCUGCGCGGCGAUCGCGAGCCUUGAAUUGGGAAGGUCGAUUCACGCGAUCGCGACGAAGGCUUGUAUCGACGAGAACGUUUACGUUGGGAGCGCUCUUGUGGACAUGUAUGGAAAAUGCGGUAGCAUAGAGGAUUGCGAAGCUUCCUUUCACGAACUACCUGAAAAGAAUUUAGUCACUUGUAACUCUCUUUUGAGCGGUUAUGCUCAUCAAGGACACGCGGAUAUGGCUCUUUCGUUGUUUCGUGAAAUGACGUUUGAUUUGGCUCCGAAUUAUGUCACCCUCGUUUGUGUAUUAUCGGCUUGUAGUCGAGGCGGGGAGAUAGAAAUGGGAAUGGAGAUAUUUGACUCGAUGGUUACGAAGUAUGGGAUUCGACCGGGAGUUGAGCAUUACGCUUGUGUUGUCGAUAUGUUGGGACGAUGUGGAAAAGUUGAGCAAGCUUUCGAGUUCAUAAAGAAGAUGCCUAUUCGUCCUACGGUUGCGGUUUGGGGGGCACUUCUCGGGGCUUGUAGAGUUUAUGGGAAACCGGAACUUGGGAAGAUCGCAGCUGAAAAGCUGUUUGAACUUGAUCCUCAUGACUCUGGCAAUCAUGUCGUCCUCUCGAAUACGUUUGCAGCUGCCGGAAGGUGGGAAGAGGCUGAUCUUGUGAGGAGAAAAAUGAAGGAGGUGGGCAUCAAGAAAGGAAUAGGAAGAAGUUGGAUAUACGUGAAUAACACGAUUCACAUAUUCCAAGCAAAGGACACAUCUCACGAUCGAAACAUCGAGAUUCAGGCCAUGUUAGGGGAAUUUAAGAGAGUAAUGAAGUCUGCUGGCUAUACAUCCGACACAAAAGUGUCACUAUACGAUCUCGAGGAAGAAGAGAAAGAAUCGGAAGUGUGGCACCACAGCGAGAAGUUGGCUCUCGCGUUUGGACUUGUGGCUCUUCAACCUGGAGUUCCGGUGAGAAUAACUAAGAAUUUGAGAAUUUGCGUGGAUUGUCAUAGCACGUUCAAAUUUAUCUCUGGAAUCUUUGGGCGAGAAAUCGUUGUAAGAGAUAACCAUCGUUUUCAUAGGUUCGAAAACCACCAAUGCUCUUGUAGAGAUUAUUGGUGAGAUUCAAACUAUUUAACCAUUUACAUAAAGUUUUAUAGAAUAUUUAUAUUUU
This is a messenger RNA of Impatiens glandulifera, 2128 nucleotides long. RefSeq names its product pentatricopeptide repeat-containing protein At4g14850. NCBI's taxonomy places the organism in Eukaryota, Viridiplantae, Streptophyta, Magnoliopsida, Ericales, Balsaminaceae. The record is from RefSeq and is a predicted model, not a curated record. Gene Ontology annotation, biological process: RNA modification. The transcript is spliced from 2 exons. The coding region runs from base 31 to 2076 and encodes 681 amino acids. Gene Ontology annotation, molecular function: RNA binding; protein binding; zinc ion binding.